Brassica napus (rape) is the source of this 1609-nucleotide messenger RNA. Its product is annotated as peroxidase 64. Gene Ontology annotation, biological process: hydrogen peroxide catabolic process; response to oxidative stress. The transcript has 4 exons. Gene Ontology annotation, cellular component: plant-type cell wall; plasmodesma. Lineage: Eukaryota; Viridiplantae; Streptophyta; Magnoliopsida; Brassicales; Brassicaceae. The coding region runs from base 110 to 1063 and encodes 317 amino acids. Gene Ontology annotation, molecular function: heme binding; peroxidase activity. The record is from RefSeq and is a predicted model, not a curated record.
UCUUCCAUCACCUAAGCAACACAAACUAUUCGCUCUAAAUACAUUCUUUUUAUCAAGAAAUAUUUUUAAGAAUCUUGUCAGUAAUUAAGAUUUCCAAAAGUUGGCCGAAAUGAAUGUCUAUUUUCUCAGUCUCAUUCUUACAGUCAUUUUAGUGAUUUCAUUCAACACUGAAGCACUUAGUCCUCACUACUACGACCAUUCAUGUCCACAAGCCGACCAAAUAGUCACCAAUGCAGUCAAGAAAGCCAUGUCAAAUGACAAAACUGUCCCUGCCGCGCUCUUGAGGAUGCAUUUCCACGAUUGCUUUGUUAGGGGAUGUGAUGCGUCAGUGCUGUUAGACUCGAAGGGAAAGAACAAAGCAGAGAAAGAUGGACCUCCUAACAUCUCACUCCAUGCGUUUUAUGUGAUUGACAAUGCAAAGAAGGCAUUAGAAGAGCAAUGUCCUGGUGUCGUCUCGUGUGCGGAUAUCGUUUCACUCGCUGCAAGAGAUGCUGUCGCUCUCUCUGGAGGGCCUACAUGGGAAGUGCCAAAAGGGAGAAAAGAUGGAAGAGUAUCAAAGGCAAUAGAAACAAGACAACUACCAGCUCCUACUUUCAACAUCUCUCAGCUGCAACAAAGCUUUAGCCAAAGAGGCCUUUCUAUGCACGAUCUUGUUGUUCUCUCUGGAGGACACACACUUGGAUUCGCACACUGCUCAUCGUUCCAAAAUAGGAUUAACAACUUCAGCACACAAAAACAGGUUGACCCAACAUUAAACCCAUCAUUUGCGGCCAGCUUGAAAGGAAUUUGCCCAGCCCAUAACAAGGCUAAGAACGCUGGAGCGACUAUGGACGGUAGCACGACAUCAUUCGACAACAUAUAUUACAAGAUGCUUAUGCAAGGCAAAUCGCUAUUCUCAUCAGACCAAGCACUUCUCACAACACCUUCUACAAAGAAACUUGUGGCCAAAUACGCAACUUCCAUGGAAGAGUAUGAGAGGGCUUUUGUGAAAUCCAUGAUCAAGAUGAGUAGUAUCAGUGGGAAUGGUAACGAGGUCAGGCUUAAUUGCAGGAGGGUCCGUUAGAGUCUCAGUCUCAGCAUUCAACACCAAGUUCAACAUUUUCAUGUCUUUGUUUUUCUAUCCAGGGCCGGCUCAGAUGUAUUGUGGACCCUAGGGCGAGAUUUAAAAUAUGCCCUUUAGUUAUUCAUUGGUCCAAAUUAAAUCACUCAAUUUUCAUUAUUUAUUUUUAUAUGUGUAUAAAACCCAAAUCCACAAGAAAAUUAUAAAAAUGAUGUACUAUCGUCUACCGCAAUGGUCCAUAAAGCCCAAUAUGUUGAACAUAAAUUUGAUGUUUUUCCUUUGACAUUGCCGACAAACAAUUAUAUUAAAAAUUUAAAGAGGAACUCGGUUGGAACAGUUUAGACAAGGCCCUUUAAUUAUUCAACGAUUGGAAUAUAUGGGCCCCUAUUGUACGUUGGUCUUGGCCCUUUUGUACGUGGACCCUGGGCGGAUGCACUGCUGGCCCCUGUCCUUGAGCCGGCCCUGUUUCUAUCUCAACAUUGGUUCUCUGUAAUUACGCCUUUCUAAUGAUUAAGGCCUCGAUCAUGUAUCAAAAUUAUCGUUCUCUUC